Messenger RNA from Anguilla rostrata (American eel), 2676 nucleotides. Its product is annotated as proheparin-binding EGF-like growth factor. The transcript has 6 exons. Bases 234 to 926 code for a protein of 230 amino acids. The record is from RefSeq and is a predicted model, not a curated record. Gene Ontology annotation, biological process: positive regulation of cell population proliferation; epidermal growth factor receptor signaling pathway. NCBI's taxonomy places the organism in Eukaryota, Metazoa, Chordata, Actinopteri, Anguilliformes, Anguillidae. Gene Ontology annotation, molecular function: epidermal growth factor receptor binding; growth factor activity.
GCUACGAGGUUGUCUAUCGAGUGUGUGCGAGCGUAGUGGGUGGGUACUGAAAUCUAGCAGGCUACCCGAGCAAAACAGGCAGACUCGCCUCUGGGAAGUUUUAAUCAGGAGUAUAUAAAGCUGGUUCGGCGAGAGUGCUGUAAUAGAAUCGACGAGAAAAACUGAAACUCCGUCAUCGUCUGAUAUUUGGAAAUACAAUUCUGCCUUUUCUCUUUUAUUCGAAGACGGGCAAUAUGAAGAUUUUCGGUGUGCUGGUUCUACUCAUCCAUGCCUUAGCGGCGUCCAGGUUGGUCAGUGGCGCCUCAAUUGACAGGCACGAGAGCGAGAAACCUGCGCAGACGGCGGUGGUGAACCUGUUCGCGCCCCUGGAUGAAAGCACGGUCGCGGGGGACACUGGGGAGGUGCAGGACGGCGGCGACGACGAAUAUUACUACGACGAUGAGGAGGAUGAAGUUUCCCUCUCCGGGGACUACGGAAUCGAACAGCCGAGAGUGGCGUUCUCCAGCAAACCCAGGGACCCGUCUGCCGUGCAGGGCCCGGAGCCGAGCGAGGGAACGGAGAGGAGGGGGAAAGGAAGGAAAAGGGGGAAGGGGAAGGGGAAAGGGAAGAAGAGGAACCCGUGUCUGAGGAAGUACAAGGACUUCUGCAUCCACGGCACCUGCCAGUACCUGAGAGACAUCCGCAUGCCCUCCUGCAUAUGCCAGCCGGAUUAUUCGGGCGAGCGAUGCCACCUGUUCAGCCUUCCGACGUCGAGGAACGAGGACAGCUACAGCCGCACGACCGCACUGGCGGUGGUGGCAGUCGUCCUCUCCUCUCUCUGCCUCACGGUCAUCGCCAUUCUGCUGGCGAUCAGGUAUCACAAGCGAGGGGCGUACGAUGUGGAGAACGAGGAAAAGGUCAAAUUGGGGUCAGUGCCUCAGCACUAAGCAGCUGGAAGAGAAUGCCAAGGAAAAGGAAAUUCUACCUCAGAAACAAGAGAAGGAGAAAGCUGGCAAGAACCGGGACUGCGGGACAGUGAAAUGUGGCAUGGCCUUCGCCCAUGGACGGACGGACAGAUGGACGGACGAACUGACACCACACAGUGGGACUUCGGGGGCUUAACGGGGUCUUCUUCGCCCAGUUCGGCUUGGACAGGCCCCCGCAACCUGGAGCACAGACUGCACGGGGCGCAUCGACCGACGUCCCAAAAAGAAGAGGGACUCUCUGGAAGCAGGCGGGGCUGGAGAGGAGAGGAGAGAAGUUAAAGAAUGAAUUUUUGGCAGCAUUUCCCUGCCACAUUCUGUACCACCUCUGAGACACACCAGGACUGCUUCUCUUCCAGGAAGAAGGCUCUUUUGCUGCGGAACGUUGUGCCGUCUCCUUACGCUGACGUGUCCUUAUGUGUCAGAAGUUUUAUUUUUUACAUGCAAUGUAAAAAAAAAAAACUGCUUAACAAGUAUUUUAGUCUUGCAAUAAGACUUAAUUGAUUAAGACUUAUUUUCCUCUCUCAAGUAGAAGGUAUUCACUUGUUUUAAGUUACUGCUUGAAAAGCGAAAUUUCCUUACCCCAUUGGCAAAUCCUGAAAUGAGUAAAAAUGUCUCACCUCAUUGGCAAUAUUUUUGUCUCAUUUAGCAAAAUAUCUGAAUAUAAGACUAAAAUACUUGAGUAACUUAUUUUUUGGUUUCUGCAGUGUUCUCAUUGUUGUCCAGUGUACUGUAUUUUUUUAUACCGUCAGUCUUUUAAUUUAUUUAUUUAUGUAUAUUUAUUCUAAUUUUUACUAGUAUCCAUUCAAAAUGCACUGCCAGAUUUAGAUUGUUUGUUGUUUUGUUGUAUUUUUAUAAUAAAUCUAAUGGGUAUUUAUUUAAUUAAAAUUGUAUUGGCUAAAUUUAGCUGCCCAGUGGAUUGAAGGAUUUGUUCAGACAAUUUUUUUUUGUUUUGAGUGCUGUCUUCUGUUCACUCAGCUGAUUUGGGAUCCUGAUCAGCUGAUUGGGAGAUCCUGACCAGCUGACUGGGGGAUCCUGACCAGCUGACUGGGGGAUCCUGAUCAGCUGAUUCGGGAUCCUGAUCAGCUGAUUCGGGGAUCCUGAUCAGCUGAUUGGGAGAUCCUAGCCUUGUAAACAGCGCAGGGUUCAUACUCUAGCUGCUGGACCUUUAAGUGGUCUGUGGCAUUAAUGUAACUAGGAAUGUUGUGGGCCACGUGGUUGGGAUUGUAUUGGGUGUGGUCUUCCUUAGCUACUGUUGCUUAAUUACAGUAUACCAAUAUAGCUAACUUCUCAGUGUUUUAUCCGCUCUAACAGAAGUUUAUUUUUUAUUUUUUAGUCCAGUAGAGACCAGGCCACGUGUACUUAAUUAGUCUAAAGUACCGUUUCGGAGUUCAUUUUCCACUGAACAUUUAGCUGUGAAGGUUCUUGGCUUUCGUUUUAAGCGAUGAUGUGUUAUUUAAGAUGAAGAGAUUCAGAUUCAGAUUAAAACAAGAUUUGUUUUACCACUAUAAGAGUUUAAUUCAGAACUCUUAGGUCAAUGUUAACUCAGCUGUUUAACUUAUAAAAUGUGAAUGUGAAGCUGUCCAACUUUUUCAAAACAAAUCCUUGUGAAAAUAUAAUACAUUUUUAAAAACUGGAAACUUUUUUGUGUAAAUUUGUGUCAAGAUAAAUAAACAAUAAAAUAAACAAGUUCGAGAAAUAUUUUUUAAGAAAA